Messenger RNA from Xyrichtys novacula (pearly razorfish), 555 nucleotides. The record is from the annotation of a GenBank genome assembly. NCBI's taxonomy places the organism in Eukaryota, Metazoa, Chordata, Actinopteri, Labriformes, Labridae.
AUGGAGAUCUGGGCGAAACCCCCCCGAUUUUGGUUGGAAUACAUGGACUGCGUUUGGCGUGUGCUGUCAAUAAAUAGAGCAGUAAAGAUGAAUGACUUUGAUGGGUACAAAGCUGUCAUAAAUGCCAUGCCAGACCUCUUUGUCUGCUCAGAUCAACAGAAUUAUGCUAGGUUCCUCACAUAUUUUGGCUAUUUUCUAGAACACAUUGAGGAAACUCAUCCUGGUGCAGAGAAACUUCUCCAUGCUGGAGCAAUCAGUGUAGCCAGAUCACACAUCCCAGGCAACCGCUGCCACACUGACAAAAUGAUAGAGGAGACAGCUAUGAAAUGGCUGAAGUCAAAGUCCGGUUCUGGGACAUCAUCUGUUGGGAUCUGUGGAAUCACCAGUAAUUAUGGCGCAAGCCAACGUCACAUCCUGAUUGCUCAUGCUAAAGGAGAGUUUGUAGAGAAGAUGUGGAACAUGGUUGGCUGCCAAAGUAACCACUCUGAAAACCAGCAAAGAGACCUGAGACCACGUGAAAUCAUUGGUCUAAGGAGCAAGUGCAGCGCACAAUAG